Culicoides brevitarsis is the source of this 1469-nucleotide messenger RNA. It is a transcript of the gene Arp1, whose product is annotated as actin-related protein 1. The transcript has 7 exons. The coding region runs from base 239 to 1369 and encodes 376 amino acids. The record is from RefSeq and is a predicted model, not a curated record. Lineage: Eukaryota; Metazoa; Arthropoda; Insecta; Diptera; Ceratopogonidae.
ACAUAUUUAUUUCAAAUUUACCGUAUUAAAUAUUAAUAAUUAUUUUCUAUUAUGAUGAAUAAUUAAAAUCAUGUAGGUUUAGAUUAAAAAACGUAUAAAAAAUUGUUGUUUCAAAAUCCCAUUACCCAGAAGAAUUUGAAGGGUACCUCGUUCAUUAAAAAGUGUUGGCUUACAGUAUUUAGGAAAAACUGUAUAAAAAAAUUAUUUAUAUUUUUCUCAAAAACAAUACAACAAUAUUAUGGAGCCUUACGAUGUUAUAGUUAAUCAACCAGUCGUAAUUGAUAAUGGCUCGGGAAUUAUUAAGGCUGGCUUUGCUGGAGAUCAGGUUCCAAAAUGCAUUUUCCCGAAUUAUUUAGGAAGGCCAAAGCAUGUAAGAGUUAUGGCUGGUGCACUCGAAGGAGAACUAUUUGUGGGUCCUAAAGCAGAAGAAUUUCGGGGUUUGCUAAACAUCCGAUAUCCUAUGGAACAUGGUAUUGUAACAGAUUGGAAUGAUAUGGAGCGAAUAUGGAGUUAUGUGUACAGCAAAGAUCAGCUUUCAACAUUUUCAGAAGAACAUCCUGUCUUAUUGACUGAAGCUCCCUUGAAUCCUAGGCGAAACCGAGAAAAGUCUGCAGAAGUUUUUUUUGAAACCUUCAAUGUUCCGGCAUUAUUUGUUUCAAUGCAAGCAGUUUUAAGCCUUUAUGCAACUGGUCGGGUUACAGGAGUUGUUUUGGACUCGGGAGAUGGCGUAACACAUGCAGUACCCAUUUAUGAAGGUUUUGCAAUGCCUCAUAGUAUUAUGCGUGUUGAUAUCGCAGGUCGUGAUGUUACCAGGUAUUUAAAGGCAUUAAUUCGCAAAGAAGGCUUUUAUUUCCGAACAACAGCUGAGUUCGAAAUUGUACGUUCCAUUAAAGAAAAAGUUUGCUACCUUUCAAAUAAUCCACUAAAAGAAGAAAAUAUGGAAACAGAUAAAUAUCUGUAUACAUUACCUGACGGUAAUACACUAGAGAUUGCCUCAGCUCGCUUUCGUGCACCGGAGAUUCUAUUCCGACCUCAUUUAAUUGGAGAAGAAUGCGAAGGUCUACAUGAAAUGUUAAUGUAUUCAAUUCAAAAGUCUGAUAUGGACUUGAGGAAAAUGCUCUAUCAGAAUAUUGUGUUGUCUGGUGGAUCAACUUUAUUCAAGGGUUUUGGUGAUAGAUUACUGUCAGAGAUAAAAAAACAUGUUGCAAAAGACACUAAAAUAAGAAUUGCUGCACCACAAGAGCGGCUAUACUCAACCUGGAUGGGUGGAUCAAUUUUAGCUUCCUUAGAUACAUUUAAGAAAAUGUGGAUAUCUAAACGGGAGUUUGAUGAAGAAGGACAACGUGCUAUACAUAGAAAGACAUUUUAAAUUACAACAUUCUUAAGAAAUCGUUCUCUUUAAAUUGACCUCUUUGUAAUUUAAUAGCUUCAAGCUUAAAAAUAUAUAAAUUAUAAAUGCUAGAAAUUAA